AUGGAGCCCCCUUCCAAGAAGAUGCGCACUCUGAUGGAUGACGAUAGCUCCGAUUCUGGAGAUGAUGCUGGUGGGUCUGCCGAGUCGAGCUUCAAGAUCAACGAAGAUUUUGCCAAGCGAUUCGAGUACAAUAAGAAGAGAGAAGAGGUCGCAAGAUUGGAAGCGAAGUAUGGCAAGACCAACAUGGGAAAGGGCCGCGCCGAUGAGCCAGAGGAGGACGAGGAAUCCUCUUCUGAUGAGGAUGAAGAUGAGAAUGGAGAGUUGGCCACGGAAGCCCUCGAUGCAGAGAUUAUGGCUACUCUCAAGGCCAUUCGUUCUAAGGACCCUGCCGUGUACGACAACAACGUUACCUUCUACACCAAGUUCGACGAUGAUGCCAACGUUACUCCCAAAGAAAAGCAAGAGAAAUCUAUGACUCUGCGCGACUACCAUCGCCAGAACCUUUUGGCCGGUAUCGACCCCGCGGAGGAUGCGGAUGAAGAUGCUCCCAAGACCUUUGCACAGGAACAGGCAGACCUGAAAGAUGCAGUUGUCAAGGCGAUGCACGGUGCCGAUUCUGACGAGGAGAUGGACGACGCGGAAGACAACUUUUUAGUUCGCAAAUCUGGACCGGUUGACUCUGCGCCUAAGGCGGAAGUCAAGCUGGACAUUGAGAAUGCAGACAAGGACCCCGAAACCUUCCUUUCCAACUUCUUGACCUCGCGAGCAUGGAUUCCCGAAGGCCGUGCCAAUGAACUCCAACCCUUUGACUCAGAUGAUGAUGAUGAGGUGGAUCGGGCAGAUGCUUUCGAGGAGGCCUACAACUUCCGCUUUGAGGAUCCUAGCAAGCUCAACGAGAAGAUUAUGACCCAUGCCCGUGACAUGACCAACGACCAGUCUGUUCGCAGAGAAGAGAAGAGCGCGCGUAAGAAGAUCCGCGAUGCCGAGCGUCAGCGCAAGGAGGAGGAGAAAAAGCAGCGCGAGACCGAGAAGAACCGUUUGCGCAAGCUCAAGGCAGAAGAGCUUCAGAACAAGGUCAACCAGAUCAAGGAAGUUGCUGGCUUGCGGGCUGCUGAGUUCACUGAUGAGGAUUGGGCCCGCUUCCUCGACGACGCCUGGGAUGACAAGGAGUGGUCCAACGAGAUGGCCAAGCGAUUUGGCGAAGACUACUACGAAGACCAGGAUAUUUCGGGCAAGAAACACCCUCAAAAGCCUGAGUGGGACGACGAUAUUGAUAUCAAGGACUUGAUUCCCGACUACGAGGAUGAAGAACCCACCAAGCCUCUAUUGAGCUCUGAUGACGAGGAUGAGGAAGAUGACGAAGCUUCUGGUUCCAAGAAGAAGAGCAAGGCCCAGGAGAAGCGUGAACAGAAGCGCGAGGUUCGCAAGGACAAAAUGCGCAUUGAUGAAGCCGUCGAGCGGAACCUUGACCUCGAUAUCACUCUUCUUCCUGGUGCCACCAAGAAGAACGCGACCCGUUUCCGCUAUCGUGAGACUUCUCCUCAGAGCUUCGGUUUGACAGCCCGCGAUAUCCUCAUGGCAGACGACCAGCAGCUCAACCAAUUUGCUGGUCUGAAGAAGCUUGCUUCCUUCCGUGAAGCCGAGAAGAAGGAGAAGGAUCAGAGGAAGCUGGGCAAGAAGGCCCGACUCCGCCAGUGGCGCAAGGAUACCUUUGGUAAUGAGGAAGGUCCCGAGUUCAAGUUCGGUGGAGAUGCGCCUGUCGAGAAGGAGGCUGAGAACGAAACCAAGCUGGAUAUCCGCGAAGGUGAUGGACAGAGGAAGAAGAGAAAGCGGUCGAAGAAGAACUAA
Molecule: messenger RNA, 1788 nt
Organism: Penicillium maclennaniae
Lineage: Eukaryota; Fungi; Ascomycota; Eurotiomycetes; Eurotiales; Aspergillaceae
Product: KRI1 family protein
Exons: 3
Coding region: 1-1788 (595 amino acids)
Biological process (GO): endonucleolytic cleavage in ITS1 to separate SSU-rRNA from 5.8S rRNA and LSU-rRNA from tricistronic rRNA transcript (SSU-rRNA, 5.8S rRNA, LSU-rRNA)
Cellular component (GO): nucleolus; 90S preribosome
Source: RefSeq, a predicted model, not a curated record